AGUCUGAGCCAUGAACAGCCCUGUCCCAGUGCCCUACUGCCUGUCCCUGUCUGGACUCAGGAGAGAGAUGGGUGGGCAUGUUCACCAGCCUGUGGGCUACUACCUUCCCUCCCAGUGCUGCCCAUCCCCGCACCCACCACCCUCCCCGGUGCAGGCUGCAGCACAACUGGAGAACAAGGAAUUGUGGGAGAAAUUUAACUCGGUGGGAACUGAAAUGAUUCUGACUAAGAGUGGAAGGAGGAUGUUCCCAGAGUUUUCCGUCUCCCUGUCGGGACUGGAUGCCAAUCUUCUCUACACUCUGUGUGUCCAGGCCGUGCCAGGGGGAGAUGCCCGUUACCGAUGGAGAGACGGUGCCUGGAGUAAGAGUGACAGAGCCGAGCCCGGCCCCCCAACUCACCUCUAUGUGCACCCAGAAUCCCCUGCUUCAGGCAACAGGUGGAUGGAACGACCCAUCUGCUUCAGUAAGAUCAGGCUGACCAACAACACCCUGAGCCAGGGCGGGCAGAUUGUUCUCCAGUCAAUGCAUCGCUACUCUCUCCGCUUGUACGUCAUUCCCACUUCAAACCAGGGAGUCCAUUCAGCAGCCAGUGUAUCCUUCACUUUCCCAGAGACGUCCUUUAUAGCAGUCACCAGCUACCAGAACCCUAAGUUGUCUUUGCUGAAGAUUGAAGAAAAUCCAUUUGCCAAGGGAAUCAAAUUCUUCAAAAGUCAGCAGGAGAGCCACUCUCCACAGAAGAGACUUGGUAGGUUGGAACCAGAGGAGGAAAGCAGCCCAGGCUGUAAAAGAAGUAGAGAGAGCAGGGAGGAAGAGAACGUCGGCUCAGAGGAGAGUGCACAAGAGACACAGAGAGUCUCAGAAGAGAGUGCAGAGAGGGAAGAGAAGUACCAGAGUUUCAUGGCUGAGAGGACAAAGAUGGAGGAGGCAGGAGAGAACAGGAAUGAUGGGAGACUCAGUAGACAUUUCAUGGGGAGGAUAGGACAGAAUGUCAAGGAACAGGAAGGGAGACCCCAUAUCAAUAUGUCCGUCCCACCCAUUACUGAGCAUUAUGACUCCAUAGCCCAAAGACUGGCCUGGUUGUCUCCUCCAGCUGUACCCCAAGGGCCAAUGGGCCCCUACUCUCCAGCAGCAAGUGUGACGGGCUACAGGUUUGCCAUUCAGUACCAUGCGAAUAUCCCUCCCUUCCAUUCUAUGGCCUCCGGGGCCCUCCUGCACUCUCUGGGGCCCAACUUCCCCCCAAACCACUGGACUUCUGGCCAAUUAAACCAAUGUGUCUCUGGGCCACACCCUCAGCUUUUCCAGCACAUUCUGCCCCCUCCCUCCCUAUUCUUGCCCCCACAGCCCCCCUGCCUUGGCAUCUGAACAUCACAGGGGGCAUAUUGAAAUGACCCACAAUGCACCAGGACAGAGCAACAUGGCCCACAAUGCAAUGGGAGCAGAUACAGGGCCUCCACUACAGCAGGACAUAUUGCUACGACCCACAAUGCAACAGGAUGAAGGGACAAGGCCCAUAAUGCAACUGGACAUAAACGCCUGACCCAGAAUGCAUCUGGAGAGAGGGACUAGGGCCACAAUGAACUACGGCCAAAUAACAGACGUGGCCCCUAAUGCCCCAGGUGAGUCUCCUACCCACAAUGCCCCGGGACCAGGACAUCCCAGCGAUGGGAAUUAAUCACAUUGUGAUGCUCCCGAGGAAUCUGGGGGUGAUGAGGAGGGGGGAACGUGUUAGUGAUGUACAGAGCUGUAACUCUUAUUCUUUUAUUUAUGAACAUUAAACUAAUUGGUUUGAACAAAA
This is a messenger RNA of Xenopus laevis (African clawed frog), 1793 nucleotides long. It is a transcript of the gene tbx6r.L, whose product is annotated as T-box 6 related L homeolog. Lineage: Eukaryota; Metazoa; Chordata; Amphibia; Anura; Pipidae. The record is from RefSeq and is marked provisional.